Oryza sativa Japonica Group (Japanese rice) is the source of this 1093-nucleotide messenger RNA. RefSeq names its product 29 kDa ribonucleoprotein A, chloroplastic. The record is from RefSeq and is a predicted model, not a curated record. Gene Ontology annotation, biological process: chloroplast rRNA processing. Gene Ontology annotation, molecular function: mRNA binding. Gene Ontology annotation, cellular component: chloroplast thylakoid membrane. NCBI's taxonomy places the organism in Eukaryota, Viridiplantae, Streptophyta, Magnoliopsida, Poales, Poaceae.
UUCUCCACUCCUCCUCGAGCCCCAAAACCUUAUCUUCCCAAAGCCUCAUCUCCUCCUUCCUCCCACCACCUCGCCUCGCCAUGGCGGCCACCCUCUUCUCCACCUCGCUCACCCCCACCUUCCUCCCGGCCGUCCCCUGCCCCAAGCCCGCGCCGCCGGCCUCAGCCUGCUUCCCCUGCGCGCUGCCGCCGCGCGCCGCGCUAGCGGCGCCACCGGCGCCGCUGCGGAGGCGGCUUUCUCCCGUGGCCGUCGCGGUGUCGUCGGAGGUGGAGGAGGAGGAGGGUGGCGCGGAGUCCGAGGGGGAGUUCGCCGAGGACCUCAAGGUGUUUGUUGGUAACCUUCCGUUCAGCGUCGACAGCGCGCAGCUCGCGGGGCUCUUCGAGCAGGCCGGCUCCGUUGAGAUGGUCGAGGUUGUAUAUGACAGACAGACCGGAAGAAGCCGUGGCUUUGGAUUCGUCACAAUGUCUACAGCUGAAGAAGCUGGUGCUGCCGUCGAACAAUUCAAUGGAUACACAUUCCAAGGAAGACCUCUGAGGGUAAACUCAGGGCCGCCUCCGCCUCGGGAUGAUUUCGCGCCAAGAUCACCUAGGGGUGGUGGGAGCAACUUUGAUUCAUCCAACAAGCUCUAUGUAGGGAACCUUGCUUGGGGUGUCGACAACUCGACACUCGAGAACCUGUUCAGUGAGCAGGGAACCGUGCUCGAUGCCAAGGUCAUCUACGACAGGGAGAGCGGCAGGUCGAGGGGUUUUGGUUUUGUCACCUAUGGCUCCGCUGAAGAAGUCAACAAUGCCAUAUCAAAUCUUGACGGCGUUGACCUGGACGGCAGGCAGAUCCGAGUUACAGUUGCAGAAUCAAAGCCAAGGCGCCAAUUUUGAGAUUUUUUUUUUGGUUAUGUUGAUUUAGAGGUUGAUGAUGUGCUUCCAAGAUGUUAGUUUGUAGCUUCUACUAUUGUACACCAAUAUGGCGAAAAGGAAAAUUGAUGCGGUUGAUGAGAGACUGAAAGUCUGAAAUUGUACACGAGGGGAAGAUUUUUCCCCAAAGAUGCAAUAUGCACAGAUCCUCUUGUUAGAAAGACCAUCUUUAUCUCUUCCAA